Messenger RNA from Morchella importuna, 1185 nucleotides. RefSeq lists its product as uncharacterized. The coding region runs from base 1 to 1185 and encodes 394 amino acids. The transcript is spliced from 2 exons. NCBI's taxonomy places the organism in Eukaryota, Fungi, Ascomycota, Pezizomycetes, Pezizales, Morchellaceae. The record is from RefSeq and is a predicted model, not a curated record.
AUGGGCACUCUUUCCCAGACACGUUCGCUCCUCUUUAGCUGCCUUCUCACGGCAUUAGUAGUCUACACGCUGUCCACACGGUUCAGCUCGCCGCCCCGCGGCUUCGUUCCCACGUCUGGCUACAGCCCUGAGCUUGGGAGGCCCUAUGCAGAAGACGAAGAAGUCAUACCGCACGGUAUCUCGGUGUUCAAGCCGGAUGGAUACAAGAAGCAUCUGGUGCUGCCGAGAAUGUCGAAUGAGGAUGUGUCUUGGCUGACAUAUCUCCCGCCAGAGAUGAUGAUCACGCCGAAGCCGUACAUUGUGGAUGCCGACCUUCGUAAUCCGCCUGUGGGGGCCAUGACAACGCCGAUAAAUAAGGGACAUGAGGUGCUGGUAUACCUCACCUACAUUAUCGAGCAUUACGAUCAUGCCCUCCCCGACAUAAUAAUCUUUGUCCACGCCCACUCGGCCACCUGGCACAACAACGACCUCCAGCUCGCCUCCACGCCCGUCAUGCUCCUCGAAAUGAACUACCUGCGCGUCCUCCGCCACGGCUACGUCAACCUACGCUGCCACUGGCAGCCCGGCUGCCCCGCCUGGAUCCGCGCAAACACCACCGAGACCGACAUCAACAAGCCCGAGGAGGCCCUCUUCCGGAAAGGCUUCCAGGAGCUAUUCCCCGGCGAGAAAAUGCCAGACAUCUUCUCAACCGCGUGCUGUGCCCAGUUCGCCGUCACGGCAGACACAAUCCGAAAGCACCCCAAGGAGCGCUACGUAAAGUGGCGCCAGUGGAUCAUCGACACGGAGCUCGAGGACAGCGUCUCGGGCCGCAUCUGGGAGUAUCUGUGGCAGUUUGUGUUUCCGGGGCCGGAGCGGCUGGGGUCGCUGGAGGAGCGCGCGACAAGCUGCCCGAAGGAGCAUGUGUGCUACUGCGAUGGGUAUGGGUACUGCUUUGGCGGCGAGAGGGAGUAUGAGGCGUUUAUGGCACAGAGGCGCAAGGCGAAUGAUCUGAGGUCACGCUUGCAGCUGGCGGAGGAGGAUACGGAGGCGGUGAUGGACGAUUGGAGGAGGGAGGGGAUGGACCGCGUCCGGGCGGAGAUCAAGGAGUUGGAUGAUUGGUGUGAGGAGGAGGCGGUGAGGGCGAGGAUUCGAGGGAAGGACCCGAAGAUGAGGAAGCUGGAGCUGGGGAGCGAGUUCUCAGGAUAG